Messenger RNA from Spirometra erinaceieuropaei, 372 nucleotides. The record is from the annotation of a GenBank genome assembly. NCBI's taxonomy places the organism in Eukaryota, Metazoa, Platyhelminthes, Cestoda, Diphyllobothriidea, Diphyllobothriidae.
AUGAAAACGAAGCCGAAACGCACACUUCCCAGGUGCGUGGGAGGUUGCGAUUGGCUGGUUGUGGUGGAUGAUGAUGAUAAUGGUGGUGGUGGUGAUGAUGAUGAUGAUGGUGGUGGUGAUGAUGAUGAUGAUGAUGAUGAUGAUGAUGAUGAUGAUGAUGAUAUAAGUGAUGUAAGUGAAGGAAGAUGUUAGUGGUUGCCUAGCACAGCUUUUCUUGAAUGCGCAUGUGGCCUAAUAAACUCAUGCGGUGGGUGAAUGUGCGAGUGCAGUGAGAGAAGUUGAGGCGAAUGCCUCUGGUGUAUCUUGGUGCUCCAGGCACUGGUUCAUUGGCCUCUGCGUGAUGGGGUCAAGAGUGGUCGACCAGACCGAUGA